GCUGGGGCGUGUAUCGGUGGCUGUUGAGUGUUUGCCUGUGUUGAGCACCAGCUGAAUGCCUGUGGGUCUGUGUUGAGUGGUUUCUGGGGCAUUUUGUAGCCCAAACCUUUCCUUUUGGACAAACCCCCUGUCAGUGCUGUCAUGUGAUACUAAUGAAUGGUCUGUCUCUUUCAGUCUGAUUGAAUUAGUAGCCCAGCAUGUGACUGAGUCCUGCUCUGCCUCCAGUUCUUCCCAGUAAGAAAAUGUAACAUUAACUUCCCCUUUGUGCUCUGUAAUCACAAGCCAUGGCUUCCAACUCUGGACACAGAGACACCAGACUCCUCCAUGGAGCCAGGACUCGUUCCUACGGCAGUUUAGUCCAGACGACUUAUUCUCCAGCCCAGAUCCGCAAGUUGGAACAUCAGGUCCAGCCCGGGGACACCCUGCAAGGUCUGGCACUGAGAUACGGCGUCUCUAUGGAGCAGAUCAAGCGAGCCAACAGGCUUUAUACUAACGACUCCAUAUUCCUCAAGAAAUCCCUUUACAUCCCAGCGACGGCCGGCCAAUCAGAUCUCUCCGAUGACCAGAAUUCUCAAGAGGGUUCAGAGACUGAAGGGUCUCCUGUGAAGCAGCCGGAGAAGGGAGAGAAGCAGAAGAGCCGGCACCAUGUUGUCCAGAAGGAUGAGAUGUCGCCCGUUGACUUCAUGAGCAGGUUGGACACCAACAUCCGUGUCUCCAAGAGGGCGGCAGUGAAGAAACUCCGGGAAGGAGAGUCCUUCGCCACAGAAGAAUCAACGCCAGGCGGAGCACCCGGGUAUCAGGGUAACCGCACCCCCUCGAGGCAAAACUCCCCGCAAACCCAACAGCGCUCUCUCCUGGGACCUGUGCCGCUAACCAUCACCACCCGCGCCUCCACCAUCAGAGAUCACGAGGAUGAGAUAUUUAAACUCUGACCCCGCCCUCAGCGUUGCUUUCUACUCUUCAUAUAUUUUAAUUUAUAUUUUUUUUAAGGAGGCAAAAAGUUUACAAGGAAUUUUUUCUUUUUAAGUGAAAAUGCUGUAAAAUGCACUGGUACUACUGAGAGCCUCCGAACAUGCGCCCGAUCGGGUCGGUAAAGUGCAGGGAGCGGGACAUUUUUAUACGUGUGCGUGAAAAGGACGAGGAUGGAAGAGAAAGCGGUUUGUUUAAUUUAUUAUGAAAUUCCAAGAUGCCGGAUUUAUUCCUAUUUCUAUAGAAUUAGUUGCUGGGUUGUACCGCCUUCUCCUGCCGACCAAUCGGAUGAGUCGACUGGUACAAAUAUCAUCCGUUUUAAUGGAGACGGCACUUCCCUUUAUCGGAGCUAUUAAAGGGACGCUAUCCGUGAGA
Messenger RNA from Xenopus laevis (African clawed frog), 1344 nucleotides. It is a transcript of the gene lysmd1.S, whose product is annotated as LysM, putative peptidoglycan-binding, domain containing 1 S homeolog. The record is from RefSeq and is marked provisional. Lineage: Eukaryota; Metazoa; Chordata; Amphibia; Anura; Pipidae.